Messenger RNA from Colletotrichum chrysophilum, 2226 nucleotides. RefSeq lists its product as uncharacterized. NCBI's taxonomy places the organism in Eukaryota, Fungi, Ascomycota, Sordariomycetes, Glomerellales, Glomerellaceae. Bases 1 to 2226 code for a protein of 741 amino acids. The record is from RefSeq and is a predicted model, not a curated record. Gene Ontology annotation, biological process: tricarboxylic acid cycle. Gene Ontology annotation, cellular component: mitochondrion; cytosol. The transcript has 4 exons. Gene Ontology annotation, molecular function: 4 iron, 4 sulfur cluster binding; aconitate hydratase activity.
AUGUUGGUCUCAGAAGAGGCCUGGCAUCACCUUGGGCGACCCCUGACGUAUUCAGAAAAGGUGCUUUUCGCUCAUGCCGACAAUAUCGGCGAUGAGCCCCUACACCGCGGCAAGACGCAGCUCAAACUACGUCCUCGGCGAAUCGCAUGCCAAGAUGCGACAGCUCAGAUGGCAAUCAUCCAAUUCAUGUCAGCUGGUCUCGACUCCACUGCCGUGCCUACGACUGUUCACUGCGACCAUCUUAUCGUCGGCAGGACUGGCCAGGAUGAAGACCUCCCGCAGGCCCUGAGCACGCAUAAGGAGGUUUACGAUUUUUUGUCAAGUGCAUGCAAACGGUAUGGCAUGGGCUUUUGGAAACCUGGUGCUGGAAUCAUCCAUCAAACUGUUCUUGAGAACUAUGCUUUUCCGGGAGGCAUGAUGGUCGGCACAGACUCACACACCCCUAACGCGGGCGGAAUGGGGAUGAUUGCAAUUGGUGUAGGCGGCGCCGACGCGGUUGACGUGAUGGCUGGGUUGCCUUUCGAGUUGACUGCACCGCAUAUCAUUGGCGUGAGGCUGACGGGACAGCUGUCGGGAUGGGCUACGCCCAAGGAUGUCAUCAACAAGUUGGCAGGCAUUCUUACAGUCAAAGGUGGGACUGGAGCUAUCAUCGAGUUCUUUGGCCCCGGCACUGAGUCUCUUUCUGCAACUGGCAUGGCCACCAUUUGCAACAUGGGCGCUGAGACGGGCGCCACAACUUCGAUUUUCCCUUACUCUGAGGCGAUGAGAUCGUAUUUGCAAGCGACGCAUCGCCACGAUAUCGCCGAUGCAGUGCGCUUUGCAUCCUCAGAGUUGCGAGCGGAUGAAGACGCCCAGUAUGAUAGAAUCAUCGACAUCAACCUCUCUGAGCUGGAACCCAUAAUCAACGGACCAUUCACACCCGACCUCUCAACACCGAUUUCAAAGCUGUCAGACGCAGUGGAUAAGGAAGGUUGGCCAAAGGACUUGACUGCAGGACUCAUUGGUUCUUGCACGAAUUCCUCAUUUCAAGAUAUGUCGAGGGCCGCGGAGUUAGCGAUACAGGCGGUGGACGCCGGGCUUCAGCCGAAGAUGCCGCUCUUUGUGUCUCCCGGAAGUGAGCAAACGAGGAAGACACUGCAGGAGAAUGGAGUACUUCAGGUGUUUGAGGAGCUUGGAAGCAAGCUAUUGACGAAUGCUUGUGGCCCGUGUUGCGGUUCUUGGGAUCGUCAAGAUAUGGAGAAGGGCGUCAAGAACUCUAUUCUCACAUCCUACAACCGCAACUUCACUGGCCGUCUCGACGGGAACCCAGCCACUCACAUCUUUCUAGCCUCACCAGAAAUGGUCAUGGCGAAAAUAUUCUCAGACGACCUCAGUUUCAACCCCACUUCGGACUCUAUUGUCACCCCCUCAGGCUCUGAAUUCCGCUUCAAGCCUCCGGGUGGAGAGGCUCUACCAUCUCGGGGAUACGCCAACACCGACUACGUCUAUAGCCCUCCACCAACGACAGGGCGUAACGAAGUCGAAGUCCAGAUUGCGGAGACAUCCAAGCGCCUCCAAAGACUGGCCCCUUUUGAGCCUUGGCACGGACAGGACUUUGAAAAUUGUGCUAUUCUGAUCAAGGUUCAGGGCAAGUGCACAACAGAUCACAUCACGCCCGCUGGCCCGUGGUUCGCCUACCGUGGCCACCUUGGGAACAUCUCAAACAACACUCUGAUUGGAGCUGUGAAUGCCGAAACGGGCAAGGUCAAUCAAGUAAAAAACUGGUUGACCGGUGAAGACGGUGAUGUUCCGGGUACCGCGCGGGCUUAUAAAGAGGCCUCGCAACCCUGGGUCGUGAUCGGCGACCAUAAUUAUGGAGAAGGCUCGUCCCGUGAGCAUGCAGCGUUACAGCCGCGCUACCUUGGAUGCGUGGCUAUCAUGGCCAAGAGCUUUGCGAGGAUUCACGAGACUAAUCUGAAGAAGCAAGGACUGCUGGCGCUGAAGUUUGUGAAGGAAAGCGAUUAUGAACGGAUAAGCUCGUCUGACCGCAUCAGUAUUGUGGGUAUCAAAGAUUUGCAACCAGGGAAGAACCUUGAGGUCAAGAUUACGCCAACAACAGCAGGUCGAGAAAGCUUCAGCAUCCAGCUGAGUCACACAUUGACAGGCGAGCAGAUUGAGUACUUCAGAGAAGGAAGUGCACUGAACCUGAUGGCGAAAAGGAAACACUCGAAAGAGGUUUUACUAUAA